Messenger RNA from Delphinapterus leucas (beluga whale), 2609 nucleotides. RefSeq names its product solute carrier family 1 member 4 (gene SLC1A4). Gene Ontology annotation, molecular function: L-serine transmembrane transporter activity; L-aspartate transmembrane transporter activity; L-threonine transmembrane transporter activity. Gene Ontology annotation, cellular component: plasma membrane. Gene Ontology annotation, biological process: L-serine transport; L-glutamate transmembrane transport. The record is from RefSeq and is a predicted model, not a curated record. NCBI's taxonomy places the organism in Eukaryota, Metazoa, Chordata, Mammalia, Artiodactyla, Monodontidae.
CUGCGAGCUCCCUCAUUACAUCAUCUUCGGACCGUAGCCGCCGUGCAGGACUGGGCGCGGCGCGAUCCAGUCACCCCGGGGCUCCAGCCCGCUCUCCCGCGUCUCUCCUGGCCCUCCCCGCACCUGCUCCAGGGCCAAGACCGGGAGAGCCCCGCGGGCUAGCUCCCAGAACCCGCUAGGCACAGCUUGCGGACCUCGGCAGCUCCGCCUGAUCCAUUCAUUGAGAGCCGCGUAUUUUCCCGGAGCCCCAGUCCCCCGCCUCCUCCAGCUCGGAGCCGCGGGUAGCGCCAUGGAGAAGAGCAGCGAGACCAACGGCUACCUAGACAGCGCCCAGGCGGGGCCUGCAGCGGGGCCUGGCGCGCGGGGGAGCACGGCCGGACGCGCGCGGCGCUGCGCUGGCUUCCUACGGCGCCACGCGCUGGUGCUGCUCACAGUGUCCGGAGUGGUGGCGGGCGCCGGCCUGGGCGCGGCGCUGCGCGGGCUCAAGCUGAACCGCACACAGGUCACCUACCUGGCCUUUCCUGGAGAGAUGCUGCUCCGCAUGCUGCGCAUGAUCAUCCUGCCGCUGGUGGUCUGCAGCCUGGUAUCGGGCGCCGCCUCCCUUGAUGCCAGCUCUCUCGGGCGCCUGGGCGGCAUCGCCAUAGCCUACUUCGGCCUCACCACACUAGGCGCCUCGGCUCUCGCAGUCGCUUUGGCGUUCAUCAUCAAGCCUGGAUCUGGCGCGCAGACCCUUCAGUCCAGCGACCUGGGUCUGGAGGAGACGGUGCCCCCACCGGUCCCCAAAGAGACAGUGGACUCAUUCCUCGACCUGGCCAGAAACCUGUUUCCCUCAAAUCUUGUGGUUGCAGCUUUCCGUACGUAUGCAACCGACUAUAGAGAGGUGACCCACAACACAAGCACUGGAAACAUAACCCGUGAAAAGAUCCCCAUUGGCACUGAAAUUGAAGGUAUGAACAUUUUAGGAUUGGUCCUUUUUGCCCUGGUGUUAGGAGUGGCCCUGAAGAAACUCGGCUCUGAAGGAGAAGAGCUCAUUCGUUUUUUCAAUGCCCUCAAUGAGGCGACGAUGGUGCUGGUGUCAUGGAUUAUGUGGUACGUACCUGUGGGCAUCAUGUUCCUGGUUGGAAGCAAGAUUGUGGAAAUGAAGGACAUCAUCGUGCUGGUGACCAGCCUGGGGAAAUAUAUCUUCACAUCUAUAUUGGGCCAUUUUAUUCACGGAGGAAUUGUUCUGCCACUUAUUUAUUUUGUCUUCACGAGAAAAAACCCGUUCAGGUUCCUCCUGGGCCUCCUCACACCAUUUGCAACAGCAUUUGCCACCUGCUCCAGCUCUGCAACCCUUCCCUCUAUGAUUAAGUGCAUUGAAGAAAACAAUGGUGUAGACAAGAGGAUCGGCAGGUUCAUCCUCCCCAUCGGGGCCACGGUGAACAUGGACGGCGCAGCCAUCUUCCAGUGUGUGGCCGCAGUGUUCAUUGCCCAGCUCAACAAUGUGGAGCUGAAAGCAGGCCAGAUUUUCACCAUUCUAGUGACAGCCACAGCGUCCAGUGUUGGAGCAGCAGGCGUGCCAGCUGGAGGGGUCCUCACCAUCGCCAUUAUCCUGGAGGCCAUUGGGCUGCCCACUCAUGACCUCUCUCUGAUCCUGGCUGUGGACUGGAUUGUGGACCGCACCACCACCGUGGUGAACGUGGAGGGCGAUGCCCUGGGUGCAGGCAUCCUCCACCACCUGAAUCAGAAGGCGACGAAGAGAGGCGAGCAGGAGCUGAGUGAGGUCAAAGUGGAGGCCGUCCCCAACUGCAAGUCGGAGGAGGAGACGUCACCCCUGGUGACACACCCAAACCCCACUGGCCUUGCGGCCAGCACCCCCGAGUCCAAGGAGUCAGUUCUGUGAUGGGGCUGGGCUUCCAGCUUGCCUGUGGGGGAUGCCCGCCCCAUCGGUCCGGUCGGCAGACCCGGGCACCGCCUUCACUGACUUCUAGCCUCCCGUGCAAUGCUUUGGCCCAGUCACUGGUUUGAGGAUUACUUCUCAGCACAGGCAUUGGGCUUCCCAGCGGGACCUGGUUCCCAAGGACCAGGACACUCUGCCAUUUGGCUUACCAUGUCUAGGUGCAACUGUGUACACCCCAGCUCUGUUUGGAAACACACCCUCGAGCUGCCGGGCAGGGGGAGUAACAGGCUCACAGGACCUGGUGGUUAAAGCUUGGAAAAUGCACAUGUUACUUCAUUGCACCCAGGAAAGCUCAGCCUUGGGUGCUUUCUGGGCAGACCUGGACGGGUGGCAGCCAUCUGUCGCAUUGCCUCGUGAGCCAUAGUAAUUGGAGGAAUUCCCAAAUUCAUAGCCGUGGCUGGAAUUCACUGAGCUGGGCCUCAGGUGUUGAGAGUCUACACAUCGGCCUGACUGGCUUCUGGGUCACUAGGCUGGAGGCGCUGCAUGUCGUCGAGUUAGAAAUACUCCAUGGUGUUAACACUGCUAGGGUCUCUGGUCAGUGGCACUAAGUAAACAAUUACAUUCUGAAGUCAAAGAAAGGAGGGGGAGUGCAGCCUGAUCAGGCCAGGAUACACACACACACACACACACACACACACACACACACACCCACACACACACACACCCACAC